AUGGCCUCGAAUUAUCAAACUCUAAAGCCUAGCUUUAAUCCUUCAACAGAGUCCGACUCGUCCCCACAAAUCCAAGAAGUCGUCAAAGCACUCAACCUACUCCCCCACAUUGAGGGAGGUUUCUUUGCAGAAACAGACCGAGCCCCAGACGUUGUUCCAUCUCCAUUUGGCUCCGACAAAUCCACUACUUCAGACCUUGCACCUCAAAGACCUGGUUUUAACCCCACUGUACGAAAUUCCUCAACUACCAUUUUCUAUCUGCUUACGCCAAACGGCCCGCAAGGCGGAUUUCAUCGGAAUAAGGGGAGAACCGUCCAUACAUUACACAGAGGGCGAGGAAGAUAUGUUUUGAUACACGCUGACGAGGAGGGUACGGAAAAGCGAAUUGAAACCUUCAUUGUUGGCCAAAAUGUUGCUGCUGGCGAAAAGUUACAGUGGAUUGUAGGUGGAGGGAAAUUUAAGGCAUCCUAUUUGUUGCCAGAUGAGGAGGGUGGAAAGGAUAGCCAAGGGCUUUUGAUCAGUGAGACGGUAGUACCUGGUUUUGAGUACUGUGAUCAUGAUUUUUUGUCUCCUGAAGGGUUGAAACAGCUUGUUGGUGAGGAGAAAGCGAAGGAAUUGAACUGGCUACUGAGUCCUUUGGGAAAGGGGGAGUAA
Sclerotinia sclerotiorum 1980 UF-70 is the source of this 654-nucleotide messenger RNA. RefSeq lists its product as hypothetical. Gene Ontology annotation, cellular component: intracellular anatomical structure. The coding region runs from base 1 to 654 and encodes 217 amino acids. The transcript has a single exon. Lineage: Eukaryota; Fungi; Ascomycota; Leotiomycetes; Helotiales; Sclerotiniaceae. The record is from RefSeq and is a predicted model, not a curated record.